CAACAGUAGGAAGAAAAGAGAAACACCCAAAUGCUCUUUCCUUUGAUCUUUCACUUCCCCUAAGCUGCGCAUAUGCUUCUUCUUCUUCUUCUUCUUCUUCUUCUUCUUCUUCCUCUACCUUCAACCUUUGCAUUAUAGCUUUCACACUACACAGGAAUCUCCUUCCCUACUCAUGGGUUGCUGUGAAUCUUCUUUUCUAGCUGAAACCCACCCAGAAAAAGAUCACACCAACCUAUCAUACCCUCCGCAAAGCCAUCCAUCACCUUCUGCUCUUCUUGAACCUUCUACUGGUGUCCCAUCUUUCUCUGAAUUCUCCUUCUCUGACCUCAAAGCAGCCACCAACAACUUUAGUUCUGAUAACAUCGUCUCCGAGAGCGGUGAGAAGGCCCCCAAUCUUGUCUACAAGGGCCGCCUUCAGAACCGCCGCUGGAUCGCUGUUAAAAAGUUUACUAAGAUGGCUUGGCCCGAUCCUAAGCAAUUUGCGGAGGAGGCAUGGGGUGUGGGGAAGCUGAGGCAUAAAAGGCUGGCCAAUUUGAUAGGGUACUGCUGUGAUGGAGAUGAGAGGCUGCUUGUCGCUGAGUACAUGCCCAAUGAUACUUUAGCUAAGCAUUUAUUUCACUGGGAAAAUCAAACUAUUGAAUGGGCAAUGCGUUUAAGAGUAGCCUUCUGCAUUGCUGAAGCCUUAGAUUAUUGCAGUUCUCAGGGCCGUCCAUUGUACCAUGAUUUGAAUGCAUAUAGGGUUCUUUUUGAUGAGGAUGGAGAUCCACGCCUUUCGUGUUUUGGCUUGAUGAAAAAUAGUAGGGAUGGAAAAAGUUAUAGCACAAAUCUUGCUUACACUCCUCCUGAGUACCUAAGAAACGGAAGGGUCACCCCUGAAAGCGUAAUUUACAGUUUUGGUACCGUUCUUCUGGAUUUGCUAAGUGGAAAGCAUAUUCCUCCAAGUCAUGCUCUGGAUAUGAUAAGGGGAAAAAACAUAAUUCUGUUAAUGGAUUCACAUUUGGAGGGACACUUCUCCACAGAUGAAGCAACUGUGGUUGUUGAUCUUGCCUCUCGAUGUUUGCAAUAUGAACCUAGAGAACGGCCUAGUACAAAGGUUCUUGUUGGAACAUUGGCUUCCCUGCAAAUGAAACCUGAUGUUCCGUCAUAUGUAAUGCUUGGAAUUUCAAAACACGAGGAAACCCCACCAACACCUCAGCGUCCCCUCUCACCAAUGGGCGAGGCCUGUUCACGGAUGGACCUCACAGCAAUUCAUCAGAUCUUGGUUAUGACUCACUACAAAGAUGAUGAAGGAACAAACGAGUUAUCUUUCCAAGAGUGGACACAGCAAAUGAGAGAUAUGCUGGAGUCAAGGAAGCGAGGAGACUUUGCCUUCCGUGAUAAAGAUUUUAAAACUGCCGUUGACUGUUAUUCCCAGUUCAUAGAUGUGGGAACCAUGGUUUCCCCUACUGUUUUUGCACGGCGCAGUCUUUGUUAUCUAUUAUGUGAUCAGCCAGAUGUUGCCCUUCGAGAUGCAAUGCAAGCUCAGUGUGUAUAUCCAGAGUGGCCCACAGCCUUCUACAUGCAGUCUGUCGCCCUUGCCAAACUCGAUAUGCAUAAUGAUGCGGCUGACAUGUUAAAUGAAGCUACUGCACUAGAAGAAAAGAAGCAAAAAGGUGGGAAAGCAACGUGAAAAUUAAUUGUACGAUCAAUAAAAGAUCUCCGCACAGAAAAUGCAUUGUCAUUGAGGCCAUGCCCAACUUUAUGUAAAAUUUGAGCUGUGAAUUGAUUAGCUUUUUCGAUAAAAAUUGUAAUAUAGAGAGAGACUUGUUGCAUCAAUGCAUCAUGCAUGUGUAAUUUUCCCUGUUUGUUGGGGAAUUAAUUGAGCUAGCUCUGGCCUGUCGGUUGCGAUCUGAUUUUUCUUGA
This is a messenger RNA of Hevea brasiliensis (rubber tree), 1902 nucleotides long. Its product is annotated as serine/threonine-protein kinase BSK1. Lineage: Eukaryota; Viridiplantae; Streptophyta; Magnoliopsida; Malpighiales; Euphorbiaceae. Bases 173 to 1669 code for a protein of 498 amino acids. Gene Ontology annotation, biological process: brassinosteroid mediated signaling pathway; protein phosphorylation. The transcript is spliced from 9 exons. Gene Ontology annotation, molecular function: protein binding; ATP binding; protein kinase activity. The record is from RefSeq and is a predicted model, not a curated record.